CUCCUCUCCAGGCUGGCCUGCCACUUCUCCUGCUAUGAUGCCUGGGCAGAUUCCAGACCCUUCAGUGACCGCAGGCUCUCUGCCAGGGCUUGGCCCCCUGACCGGACUCCCCAGCUCGGCCCUGACGUUGGAGGAGCUGAAAUACGCUGACAUCCGCAACAUCGGGGCCAUGAUCGCGCCCUUGCACUUCCUGGAGGUGAAGCUGGGCAAGAGGCCCCAACCAGUGAAGAGUGAGCUAGAUGAGGAAGAGGAGCGGAGGAAAAGGCGCCGGGAGAAGAACAAGGUGGCAGCGGCCCGGUGCCGGAAUAAGAAGAAGGAGCGCACAGAGUUCCUGCAGCGGGAGUCGGAGCGGCUGGAGCUCAUGAACGCCGAGCUCAAGACGCAGAUUGAGGAGCUGAAACAGGAGCGGCAGCAGCUGAUCCUCAUGCUGAACCGGCAUCGCCCCACCUGCAUCGUGCGCACCGACAGUGUCAGGACUCCCGAGGCCGACGGCCACCCGCUGCUGGAGCAGCUCGAGAAGAAGUGACCGUGGGCUGGGAGGAAGAGGAAGAGGACGAUGACGACGACAAGGAAGAGAGACACAGAGGGAGGAGGAAGGGGCCUGGAGGGGCCCUGCUUGGUGCAUGGAAACCCGGACCAGGCUCAGCAAGACAGCCCCGGCCGGGCUUUUUCUUUCUUUCUUUCUUUCUUUUGUGAAACUCAGAUUGGCUCCCUGAGGUGGGGCAGGAGUGGGCCGAAGAAACCCAGAGGGACCAAGGGCUGAGACCAAAGUCGACCUGCAGGCAGGGCGGUCCAUCCUGCUAGGAGUCUCGCUGGGAGGAGGCAGGACCAAAGGGGUCCCUCCACCAGGACCUGGGAGCACCCAGGAGAAGCCGGGAGUUGCAACCCGCAGGCGGCCGAGGAUGGAACACAGAGGGAACCCGCCAUUCACCGGCCCCUGGCCCUGCGGUGAGGCUGGUGAGGGGGUGCCAUGCCGGGUCCUGAAGCCCUGUCCGGAGGAGGCGGCCGCUGGCUGCUUGGCCACCAGCCCUGCUGGAGCUUGCUGCCGGCUCGGAGGCGCGGGCGCCUGUUCCAAAGCACAUACCCACUGAAUGUUUACAGACUGGCUGUCCGGGCAGGGCUUCCAACUGCACAUGUUGUUGUUGUUGUUGUUUUUAUAUAUAUAUAUAUAUAUAUACUUUUUUUUAAUAUUUUUUACAAAAAAAGAUUUUAUACAAGCAAUCUAUAUAUGGAUUUCUAUAAUCACGCGAUGUGAUACAGUAUAAAUAUGUUAUGGUUUGUUUGAACAGACACCCUCUGCUCCCCCCCGCCCCAGUUAUGGCCGUUGUGUGUAUCUCCUAAGUACUGUAGUGUCGGGGUGCUGGGGUGGCCAGGGCGAGGUUGGGGUGCCUUUCCAUCCUUCACACCCUUCAUAGUACUCAGUAAAUAUUGCUCUUCGUUA
Molecule: messenger RNA, 1441 nt
Organism: Ochotona princeps (American pika)
Lineage: Eukaryota; Metazoa; Chordata; Mammalia; Lagomorpha; Ochotonidae
Gene: JDP2
Product: Jun dimerization protein 2
Exons: 3
Coding region: 35-526 (163 amino acids)
Biological process (GO): regulation of transcription by RNA polymerase II
Cellular component (GO): nucleus
Molecular function (GO): RNA polymerase II cis-regulatory region sequence-specific DNA binding; DNA-binding transcription factor activity, RNA polymerase II-specific
Source: RefSeq, a predicted model, not a curated record